This is a messenger RNA of Achroia grisella, 1176 nucleotides long. RefSeq lists its product as uncharacterized. The transcript is spliced from 3 exons. The coding region runs from base 1 to 1176 and encodes 391 amino acids. The record is from RefSeq and is a predicted model, not a curated record. Lineage: Eukaryota; Metazoa; Arthropoda; Insecta; Lepidoptera; Pyralidae.
AUGGCAAUAGAAAGUUUAUAUGGAGUGGUAGAGGAUAUUGCUAAAGAUAACAAUUUUGAAAAUCCCAAUAUAGCUAUAAAGCCAAUAUCAUCUGGUGGUGCCAAUUAUUCAUCAUUGUUGUACAAUAUCACAAUAUCAGAGUCUGGCAAGGAAGAUCUUCGUUUGUUCGCCAAGACUUUGGCUGUGAAGGAGGCUAUUCGUAAACAAUUGCCAGCUGGUAUUUGCGAUGUUGAGAGAUCGAUCUACGUUGAACUUUUAAAAAAAUAUGAAGACAUAGAAAUCGCACACAAUGUGCCGUCAGAUAAGAGAUUACUCGUGUCUAAAUACUACGGUUGCAAUACAAAACUAUUUGAAGAAACCGUCAUUCUUGAAGAUCUAAGUGCGAAAGGUUAUACCACGUACGACAGAUUUAAGUCAAUAGACUGGGACUAUACAGCAAAAGCCAUGGAGUCUUUGGCAAAAUUUCAUGCCUUAUCAAUAGCAUUCAGCGAAGAGAACCCACAAGAGUAUAAGGAGUUUGUAGAAAAGAUGGAAUUUCAAAGAGAAUUGUUUACGGGAAUGAUGUACCAGUUCUAUGAACAACGAAUAGAGACAACUUUAUCUGUAAUCACAGAGAAUCAUAAAAAUAAACUGAAGGAAUAUCUGGAAACUCAUAUAAAUUUAGAAUCAAUAAUCAAACUUUGUAAAUCUUCAGAACGACCCGUUCUCUGCCACGGAGAUUACAGACCGAGUAACUUACUGCACAGAUAUAAAGAGGACGGCACUCUUGAGAUUAUACCUGUAGAUUUUCAAAAUGUGCAAUGUAAUUCACCAAUAACAGACUUGAUUUACUUCGUCCUAAUGGGAUCUGAUGAGAACUUCAGGCGGGAACACUACGAAAACCUUACCAAACACUAUUACCAAGAAAUGUGCAAUGCUCUACGUUUUCUAAAACUUGAUCCUGAUGUAGUAUAUCCAAAGAGUGUCUUCGAUCAUGAUUUAAAAAAGUUUUUACCACACGGCCUAUUCAUGGCCAUUUUUGGUUUACCCAUUAUCACUGUGGAGGAAGAAGAUGCUCCGUCGGUUCAAGGGGGAAAUGCCAUUGAAAACUUUACACGAUCUAAGACUGGCGCGUUGUAUCCAGAAAGGAUCAACGGUGUCAUUAAUGAUUUCAUCAGAUGGGGCAUCAUUGAAUAG